AUGCAGGAGCACGAAGUAAUGACGUGGCAGGCUUGGACAGUGCUGGGGAUGAUACUGGUGAGCUUGGUCCUGCUGUUCCUGGAGUAUGGCUCUCCCGAGCAGAUCAUGCUGGGUGCUUUAGUCGUUCUUUGGAAUCUGGGCAUUGUCUCGACAGUGGACGCAUUGGAUGGCUUCUCAAACACUGGGCUUGUUUCCAUUGGCGCGCUCUUUAUUGUGAUGCAGGCAGUGGACAAGUCAAGGGUGGUAGAUUAUGCUGCUCGUCGACUUUUGGGGGCGCAGAUUCGAGACAGAGUAGUGUUGAUUCGGAUAUGUUUUCUCGUCUUCGCCCUGUCCGGAUUUUGCAACAACACUCCACUGGUCGUUCUGUUCAUGCCUAUUGUCCGAGACUGGGCAAGAACACAUCAGAGAGCGCCAUCCACUUUCCUCAUCCCUCUCAGCUACUCAGCAAUUAUGGGUGGGAUGCUCACCACAAUAGGAACCAGCACGAACUUGCUGGUGAACGGACUGCUGGAGAAGGAAGGCUACAAGCCCUUUGGGUUCUUUGAACCAGGAAUUGUUUCUUUGCCCAUGGGCAUCCUGAGCUUUAUCAUCAUUAUUGCUCUUGGUCCGCUUGUUCUGCCCGACAACAAGGGUGGCUUGUUCCGAGAGGUUCGAGAACAUGGUGACAACUUGGUCACUGCCCUUGAUAUUGCAGAGGACUCACCCUGGGUGGGGCGACCGGCAGUUGAUGUUCUCAUCUCCAUGGGACUACCACCCAGCAGCUUGCUAAAGAUCCGCCGUCGAAUGCCCUCUGAGAACAAAUCCCCACUGCAUUUGACUGUUGGGUCUGCCCAGCCUCGGGAGUUGAUUCUUCCUCCAAGUGAAGCUUCCACCAGCGAUGAAUUGGAGCACAGCUUCCAGGUUCGUUUCCUGAACCUAGACAUUGAGGCGACAUGCGAAGGAGAUCCUGACAUCAUGGAAGUGCAGCCUGUGCGUAACACGGAAGCCGCGCAGGCCGGUGACUUGCUCUUGCUCUCCUUGCCGAGGGACCGAGUGGUCGAAGUGAUGUCCAAGCAGGAACGUGGAAUACGCGUGCGCAGUAUGCACGCCAGCCAGGCUGUAUCUGGACAGUCUGAAUUCGUGGAGUUGGUCCUAAGUGCCAGUUCUCCUUUGCUUGGCCAGCCAAUUUGCAAUGCUGCACAAAUUGUCAGCGAUGCUUACAAUGCGGGCCUGAUUGCUGUCAGAUCUCGAUACUGGGGUACGACUUUCACAACCAACGAGAAGCCAGAUGACUCUCUCGCAGACAGCCCUUUCCGCCGAAAAUCCUCGGCUACCUUCAUGGCUGGCGAUGUGAUACUUGUUCUGGCUGGAACAGAAAGCUCCUAUCCCAAUUCUCAUUUCCUCCUUGUCACGCGGCUGGGUUCCUUGCCGAAGCCCACCAGCUGGUAUGACUUGAUCCCCCUUGUCGUCUUUGUUCCAGCGCUAGUACUGACGUCGCUGGAUAUGAUCACCAUGGUGCAACUCUCGGUGACCUUAUCAUGUGUUUUCAUUUUGGGAGGUUGGAUCAAAGCUGGAGACAUCAGAACUAUAGUGGACUGGCAGCUGCUCAUCCUCAUCGGUUCAGCUUUGGGCGUUGCACAGGCCAUGGCUAAAUCCGGCCUCGCGGCAGGCAUCUCCAGGGGCAUCAUCGCUACAGGAUUGCCAAACUGGCUGGCGCCUUCGCUCCUGUACUUGAUCGUGAUGGUGACGACAGAGAUGGUAACAAACAACGCCGCUGCAGCACUGGGUGUCCCUCUAGCCGUUGACCUCGCAGAGAAGAUGGGCUUGUCAUCUCCUCACCCCUUGGUCAUGGUCGUGAUGAUUGCUGCAUCCACUUCGUUUGCCAGCCCAAUCGGAUAUGCGACAAAUCUGAUAGUCAUGGGCCCCGGAGGUUACUCCUUUCUGGAUUUCUUGAGGUUGGGGAGUUUGUUGGAUUUGUUCUGGCUGGUCGGGGUCAGCUGUCUCCUGCCAUGGCUGUGGCCCAUGAGCUGA
This is a messenger RNA of Symbiodinium pilosum, 2010 nucleotides long. Lineage: Eukaryota; Dinophyceae; Suessiales; Symbiodiniaceae. The record is from the annotation of a GenBank genome assembly.